Molecule: messenger RNA, 2539 nt
Organism: Pezoporus occidentalis (night parrot)
Lineage: Eukaryota; Metazoa; Chordata; Aves; Psittaciformes; Psittacidae
Gene: MPZL2
Product: myelin protein zero like 2
Exons: 5
Coding region: 613-1275 (220 amino acids)
Biological process (GO): cell-cell adhesion
Cellular component (GO): plasma membrane
Source: RefSeq, a predicted model, not a curated record
UCUUAACAGCUGGAGUCAGCAGGGUUUGAAACAAGAUGUUGAAGGUUAAUAAAAGAAGGGAGCCCUUCAGAACAGCCAGAGGUUAGGACAUCCUUCCCAUCCCUGCCUUGGCACCACUGCUGGGAAAAUUAGCAUCAGGCUAUGUUUCAGUAGGAUAUUUCCAUCCUCUGGACGUGUGCCCACACUGCUGCCACUGACUGGGUUGUUUGCAGGUUUUGGCCAAACAAAUGGCCCUCAUUCCUUCAAGCUCUCUAUAAACACCUUCAGGCAAAUCUUCUUUUGGGAGCAAAUUUACCUCCCACAAGAAGGGAGUGGUUUCAGGUGGAAGCUGGGAGAAGGGAUGAUUGCAACACAAAAGAGCAAGGGAAUAUGGGAGGCAGAAGAAAAUAAUCUUACCUUGGAAGUCUCCCUGUUUUACCCGCAGAGGUGAGCUGUGCUGGCCGCACCUUGCCUUUCAGAGCAAGGCCAGGGAGUGCUCUCUGACUCAAGCAGGAGAGCGCUCACAUCGCUUUGCAAGCCAAGCUGAGGGAAAGGAAUUUGCUCGGCUGUGCUGGGAAGGCUUUGAGAACCUCGUCUUUCCUCCGGUUAUUGAGAAACUGGAACAAGUUACCCAUGGAGUACAAAGUUGUCUUCCCGAUGCACGGCCCCAGCUGGCUGGGUGCUGUGCUCUUCCUUGGGGUCCAGCUCCGAGCACUGUGGCCUGUGGCAGCCAUGGAAGUUCACACUUCCAAGGAGGUGAAUGCUGUGAACGGCACUAACCUGCGGUUGAAAUGUACCUUUUCCAGCAGCAGCCCUAUCAGCCAGCAUCUGUCGGUGACCUGGAACUUCCAGCCUGAGGACCUGGGCUCUCAUGAGCUAGUAUUGUAUUACCUGCAGGAGCCCUACAAUCUGCCUACUGGACGGUUUAAAGAGCGAGUCACCUGGGAUGGGAAUAUUGAGCGUAAUGAUGUUUCCAUCAUGAUCUGGAAUUUGCAGCCCACUGACAACGGGACAUUCACCUGCCAGGUGAAGAACCCCCCCGACGCUAAUGGGGUGAUUGGUGAAGUGCGACUCAGAGUUGUGCAGAAAGUGCACUUCUCAGAAAUCCACUUCCUGGCUGUGGCCAUUGCGUCUGCUUGUGUUCUGAUGAUCAUUGUGGUGAUGGUUGUGAUUAUCUGUCGACACCAUCGGAAGAAAGCACAAGAGAAGAGGAUCGAGGGGACAGGCACUGAACUUAAAGAAAAGGAGAGUCUGAAGGCGAGAGAAGAAAAGGAAGACAGUCCAUUAGAAGAUUAGGGGUCUUUGAUGGUAUCCACUGCAGGUAGCCAUUCAAACAUUCUCUCAUUAAUGUCCUGGUGUUUCCGCAGGCCUUUGAAGGCAGUUUUACUUUGGUGUUUCACUUCUAGUCACAAUAGCUGGUGCUAACCAUAAGCAGAAACAACUGAGACCACAAUCACACUGUGCUCCUGAGGAGCCUUCAGACUGACAACCGAACAGGGAGUGGAGACACAACUGCCUCUGUGCUGCAGCUGAGAUUUCUCCUCCCUAGUGUUGAUGCUUUCCAUGCUGUGCCUGCUUUGUGGAUAAGGAGUGAAUUCAUUUCCUUUCCCCAGUUUUGAGCCUGCUUUUGGAUUCAUUGGCUUUUUAUUGGUUUAAAAUUGCUACAGGGAGCCUGAGACUGUUUCCACAUUUGCUGGCUUUGCGGCAACAUUACAGCAUGAGUUUUACCCACUCAGUUUCUGAGGUCAGCAGCUGCCUUUCCUGUUUUUGUUGUCUACAAUAACCCUGAGCAAGGAAUCUCCUUUGUUCUUAUAUUCUUUCUUCUUAGGUACUUCUAAGGCAGAUGCAGAAACCUUGUAAUUUCGGAUGUUAGGACAAAGCUGAAUUCCAGAUGCCUCAUGCUGGGAGCGUGGUGUCCCCGCUCAACCUGAAAUUCUGGCAAGGAAAGAGAAUGACAUUAACACCAGUUGUAAAACUCCUCCAUUGAAGCAAAGCAGGAGGAACUUGCUCCAUGAACAAGGAACUUUUCUUCACCUUCACACCUGCAGAACGUGACCAAGUCUGCUCUGACAGAGUGCCACCAGAUUGGAGCAGAAUGCCGAGCUACCUGACUGAGCAGAGAUGCUCGAAGUGCAGGCUCGCACCUUGGAAAUCACAAGGUGCCUUUGUGUGCCCUGGUUUUCCUCCCUCAAAAUCCUGUUUGACACAGUCUGUGUGAGGAGGAGCCGGUUGUACAGUGUAGUUUAAAUCCCUUUGCCACUUCAGAUGGGAAGCGUUACACUUUGGGAAUGUAUGGUGUUCUAUUUAGGAUAACAUUUACUGGUUGGUGUGUGUUUUGCAUCAAUCUCUUACAGCUUCUGAGGUCACUGCUUUCUGCCAAAGCUCCAGCUGCAGAGCUCUUACAGGAUUCCAACAGCACCAAGUCAAAACAUCAGCCUGUUUGUUUUGAGAGUAUCUUUAUGACUUUAUAACGCUGUCUGUAAUGUGCUGGCCGCAUUAUCUGUCUGUACGUUGUCAUUUUCAGUCUCCUGGGUUACCAAUAAACUCGCUUUGUGGAGAG